This is a messenger RNA of Saccostrea echinata, 4730 nucleotides long. RefSeq lists its product as uncharacterized. Gene Ontology annotation, molecular function: cysteine-type endopeptidase activity. The record is from RefSeq and is a predicted model, not a curated record. Bases 56 to 2056 code for a protein of 666 amino acids. Gene Ontology annotation, biological process: proteolysis. Lineage: Eukaryota; Metazoa; Mollusca; Bivalvia; Ostreida; Ostreidae. The transcript is spliced from 8 exons.
ACUAUAUGUAAAGAACACAAAAACGUUUCAACCGCUAUCAAAUGAGAUAAAAUCUAUGAUUGAGGAAAAGAAAAGAGUGGUUGAUGCGGGCAUUGAAGAGGACAAAAUAAAACCAGGAAAUCUCACUUCAAUUGCAAAGCACAUUGGUAAAAAUCUGAAGUCAGUAACCUCACUGAUUGUAAUCACAGACAAUGUUUUCUGGGAGACAUUUUGGAAAGAGCAAUCAAAUAAAAUCCACAACAAACUGGAAGAGCUGUUGGAUGAUGAUGAAGAAGAUGAUGGAAUUGAGUUCACUUUGGUUGUGGUUUGUAACAUAAACCAGCACCUUCUGACUUCUUUUCCUUCUUUCACCUCAAAAGCCACUGUGAUAAGUGAAGAUGAAAAAUACCUUGAACAUGGAUCAAAAACAUGUCACAUGGUUGUUACAAUGGAAAACAACAAUCAAGAAAGCAUCGAAACCCUAGCCAAACAAAUUGUGGACAAAUUCAACAAUCAAAAUUGUUCCAGUAGCUCAAAAGACCAAGUAGAUACUGUUACCCCUGUUCAGACUCCAACAGAGAACAAAGAACCACAGUUUCUAAAAGUUGAGGUUUUGGAAAAUUUCAAUCAAGGGAAAGCUCCAGACCUUUCUACAAAACCAAAUGAUGAAGAUGAAAUCUCAAAGGAAUCUGGCAUUAACUUUGUCGCCGGAACAAACACUGAUGACAAAGUGGAGGAGGAUAACAGUUAUCCCCUUAAAAAUCCUGGCCUGUGUCUCUACAUUGGUUUAUUGGAAUUUGAUGCCGAUUCUGAAAAAGCUGAGGUGUCUUUAGAGAACAGGCAUUCUUCUUCAAAGGAAUUUCAGAAGAUGAAGGAUAGUUUUGAAAACUUGGGAUGUUUUGUGAAAAAGAAACUUAAUCCAACUGCUGAACAAGCAAUACAAUUUUUACAAGAAGGAAUAAAUUGGUGUAAGAAACUGAAGCCCAGCUUCUUUGUACUAAUCAUCAGUACACACGGACAGGAAGUACCCAUGGUUAUUAAAGAGGAUAACAAAGAGCCCCAUGAGCAGCACCCAUCUGGGAUCACAGUUCAAAAGAAACCUAGGACUGAAAUGGUACAUCAGUUGUUCUUCCAUAAUGGAAAGUCUCUUUUAACAAGAGACAUUAUCAGAAUGUUUGACCAACACAAUUGUUCGGCUCUUGAAGGCAAACCCUGUCUUUUUUUUAUUCAGUCAUGCAGGAGUCGAUUUGGUUUAGAUGGACAUGAGAACUUUGAUCCUGGAGUGAUGGUUAAUGUUUUGACAGCAGAAAAUGAUAUUAGGGCUGGUCUAAAGAGCCCUGAUUCUGUAGAUGCCUCAAGCGAUACUUCACAUCAGGAUACAACAGAUGCCAAGCGAAGUACAACGAAGCAGACAGAAGAAGAUAAAGAGGCCAGAUUAAAGCAAAUCCAGGAGUGGAAUAAAAAAGCAAAGCUUGCAGUGCUGCACAGACAUAUUUUGGAUUACAACAAAUAUCUCAUGGAACAUAGAACCAUUUCACUGCUGGAAGCACAGGGAACAGACAAUGAGAUAGCCAUCAAAUUAUUUGAGACUUUACUUUCAGAAGGCCUCACAAUUGAUCAGAUAAAUGAAAUAAAGGAGGAAUGUAAAGGAUUUGAACAAGAGAUUCUGGAUUUCUUUUUCCCAGAGCCUAUAAUAAGUGAUCCGCCACCUUGUGUCAAUGAUGCUUUAGUCAUGUUUGCCUCUGCUCCAGGAAAAGAGGCUUACAAUAGAGAUAAACAAGGAGGGUGGCUGAUUACAAACCUGGAGACUCAGCUGAAAGAAACUUUGGAGACAAAACCAGAAAAAAUUGAUCUACUGGCGGAGCUAACAAAGGUCUCUGGGAGAAUAGCUUAUAAAUAUGAGACAGAUACAGGCACCAGUGAGAGCAGUGGUCAUAAGUCAGUACCCUGUCUGUAUCACAAGCUCAGUAGGGAUGUCAUUAUAUGGCCAGAGGAGAUAAAAAAUGCCAAAGAACUUUAUGAGGGAGACCCGGAUGGAGAAUUGAAGGACUUUUUGAAAUGGAUUAGGAACCAGUAAACAAAGAAGACCCCUAAAAACAUCAAAAUGCAAAUAUGAAAAUUUGUAUGAAAUAUUAAUUUCUGAUGAGUAGAAUUAUUUUUUUUAUUUCCCGUUUUUUAACUUUUUUAAAAAGAUUUUUUCCCAUUUAUUGCACAUUCAAUAAUUAUAUCCCCUGCAAACUCAGUUUGUUGGGUAUUAUUACAUAGAGAUCACCUAUUCCACCUUGUCUGUCUGUCUUCCAUCUGUUUGUGCAUAUAUAAAUAUAGGUAGCUAGAACUUUGUAAUGGACAAUCAAAGUUUUACAUAGGAAUAGAAAUAAAUCUUUAAAAUCGAUAUCUACUUCUCAAGAACAGGAAAGCCAUGAUUAGUCCUAAUUAUAUGGAAGCAUCCUCAGGUAGUGUAGAUUAAAGUGUGUUCAAAUCAUGACCCCCGUAGGUAGGCUGGUGCUACAAUUGGUGAUCAAAGUUUUACAAAGGAAUAUAUAGGAAAAGAAUGUUGUUGAAGAAGAAAGGCCAAAGCUACUCAGGUAAGCAUUGCGGCCCAUGGGUAUCUUGUUUAUGAAUAAACACUUCACACAAAUAUUACUUAUGUCUGAAAGGUGUGUCAUGACUUUCAACCAGGGUCAUUCUGGCAAUUUCAAGAACACUGGCAAAAAAUAUAAAAUUUUUGCUGGAAGUUAAAACUUCAAACAAUAAUUAUUCAUGAGUUAAAAGUAUGUCAUAACCUUGACCCAAAGUCAUUGUGGUGAGUUCAAAGUCACUGGCAGAAAAAGUGUAAAAUUCAUAUGUCAGGUCUGUAAAUUCCUACUGGAGAAACAUUGGAUGCCUAUGUUUCACUAAACGAUUACGUAUGACUCAAGGAUGUGUCAUUAUUUUUUAAUCAAGAUCAUUUUGGCAAGUUUAAGGUGAAUGGGCACUUUUAAAAAAAAAAUUGCAGCAGGGGUAUUAAUUUGUGAGCUUGCUUAUAGUAAUUCUAAUUAUUCUUAACAAGUUUUGAUAAUUUAGUCAAUGUAAUUCUUGAGAAGAAUAUUGACUUUUUAAUUUUUAUGCUUGCAAAAUUGAAAACUAUUAGUUAGGCCUGUCUGCCUUGUGCCUCUGUCUAUUUACUUGUCCACAACUUUAUAUACAAUGUAUUAAUCUCAAACACCAUUUCUGAAGUGAAGAACACGAAAAUUUCAUACAUAGUGUAAAUGUACUAGAGGGUGUGUAUUACCCCGACUUAUGGUUAUUUAAAAUGUCAAGGUCACAGGAGUUUUAAAUGUGAACUAAUGACUGUAAUUUAGAAAUAUGUCCUUUAAUUCACAGUGGAAAGAUAUGAUCAGGGGGUGUGCAAUGACCUUGACAUAAUGACAAUUGUCAAAAGCUAUGAUCCCGUUUUGAAAGUGUAAAAGUUUUGUCUGGCCCAUAAUUUUGAUAGGGUGGAAUGUUAGCAAUUUUUACUAGCACGCAGCUAGGUUAUUAUCAGGGAAUGUAAAUGGCUCCUUACUUCUCUGAAUAAAGUUAAAUUUUGCCCCAUUAUUAAUUGACCAAGCCUUGGGGAUAUUGGAGAGUUACAAACACAUCUAGUUUUUAUUACUUCUGCCACCCCCCCCCCCCCGAAAAAAAAAAUAAACUUCAUCUCUUAAUAUUUUUGCAAUUAAAUAAGCAAUAUAGUCACUUGUUUAUUUUUUUUCUCAUUUAUAGUCUGAUUCCGUUUUCCUUCAUUGAGGAUGGGCAUUUUACAACCCAUUGUCAGUAAAUACCUCUAACUUUCAAUUAAUUGUGUCAGAAAGCAAGUCAUUACAGUUUAUUCUAACACCAAGGUGUAUAUAAACACUUUUCUCCAAUACUUGUUUAAUUCCCAGUCAAUCUGAACUGCACCCACUGAUUUUUACACAUGUUGCCAAAUAUUUAUCUGGAAAGAAAAUCAAAUACAUUGCAAUUCACACUUGUUGAAUCAGAAUUUCUUCUUACUUUUGUAUGUACAAUUGUUUUAAAUAAGUUAUAUUUAACAAUUUCAGUAUAUGUAUCAUUUAUUAAGCAUCAUUCACUGACAUUCUUUUCUUAUUAUUGAAUACGAGAUUACCUAGAACUCUUACAAGACUAGCACUAGUUCUCUUGUCUUUGAUUUCAGUCACCGCUGCUAGAAGGUACAAAAGUUUUUUGUUUUUUUUUCCAGAGAAUUCAUAAGUGUAAUUAGCUUCAGGGUACCAGUCUAUUACACUGAAGACUUCUGAUUCUUAGGUACAAAUUUUAUACAAAUUUUGUAAAGUUGGUGUCAGAGAUAAGUUUACUUAUCAAAUAAGUACUUCAAUCAAUAAAAGAGUACACGUAUAGCUGUCAAACAUAUACAUGGUUGCUUUUCUUGCUCAAGGUGUGAUCUCAUAAUCUGAACUCAUUAUGCCGUAUAGGUACUAGUUAUAAAGCUCUUUUUCUGUCAGCAUUUGCUGAUUGGGUAUAUAUUCCAUGUCUUGUUAUAAUUACAUAUAUUUAAGUGUUCAAGUUUUGAUCUCUUUUUCUUUGUUCAUGAUGCAAUUUAUAUGCCAGUCUAAAAUAUGUUUUAGUGAUAUUAAUGAAUAACAACAGAAUGUGUAUUUAUUAAUUGUUAAUAUCUUAUAUCACUUUUCAUGUUAACUGUUCUCUUUUAAUACAUCGUUUACUAAUACCUACCUGUGAUCAUUAUUUAAAUAUGCUUAUAUUUUUUUCAAUUUAUU